Molecule: messenger RNA, 1224 nt
Organism: Echinococcus granulosus
Lineage: Eukaryota; Metazoa; Platyhelminthes; Cestoda; Cyclophyllidea; Taeniidae
Product: Zinc finger protein AEBP2
Exons: 6
Coding region: 1-1224 (407 amino acids)
Biological process (GO): regulation of transcription by RNA polymerase II
Cellular component (GO): ESC/E(Z) complex
Source: RefSeq, a predicted model, not a curated record
AUGUGUCCUGCUCUUCGCGUUCCGAUUAGGACUUUAUCCCGUUCAUCAUUAAGGCUCAUUUCGGCUAAGGCCCAGAGCGAUAUCUGUGAAGUCACACCCCAUUCAAUUUCAAAUAGCGAAAUGAGUUCUGAUGGUGAUAGCGUUGUGGUGCUUUCUCGCACACCCAGUCAAGAAAGCACUGACAGCAACGAGCUCUUAAAUCAAUCAAGAGAAUCGGUCUUGAACGAAUCUCGAAAUCAUAAACAGUCUUCAAGAGCACCGUCUGUAGCUUCCUCAUCGACUGAUCACUCGCAAGUCUUUUCGAAGUCUUGCCAAUGGGUCGGCUGUGAUAGUGGUGCUGAUAUUGGGCCUGGUGGGUUACUAUCCCACAUCCAAGAGGCUCAUGUUUUACCUCAGAUUUCCUUAAAAAAGUCCCGCUAUACUUGUUUAUGGAGUGGAUGCAAGGUCUAUGGGCAUCCCAGUGUCUCCUCUAACUGGUUGUCGCGCCACGUGCAGGAGCACUCAGAGGCCAAAGGAAAACCGUUCUCGUGUAUAUUUGAUAGAUGCUUCCAACGUUUUUCUUCCUCAAGUUUACUCCAGCGGCACAUCGAUCGUGAUCACAUGCGUUCGAAAGCGGGUGAUGUGGCUUCCGUAACCAAAGGACCGCCCUUCUCUCAAUCUCUACCCGGAUCUCCAGCUGGUGGAACUAGAAAUCGUGCUAACUUCAAAAAUUGCACUCGAAGAAUAUCAAGGAGGAAACGAAAAUUCCGAUUUUGUCGAAUCAGACACGUGGACUUCUACGACGCCAGGUCAAAGAUAAUAAUAAAGAACCGGAUUGUAUUAGAUAAGCUCCUCGCCGAACGUGCCAUCGAGAGCCUUAUUCGACCGCCUUCACCCUCCGCCUCGAACGAUAUCCCUCUCUCCACCCACGUGGCCCUACCAGGGCCUAUCAGGAGCGACAAUCGUGAGUCGAGCUCCCCCGAAAAGCGCAUUUUGCGAUCCACAAUUGCGACUGUCUCGGGUGACGCUUCCGCAUCAUCCCCUCGACCUGCAAGCAGGCCCGAGUGCUAUCGCGUUAAACUCCUCCUCACUAUUCCUCACACCUUUGUUGGCCAAAGAUUGACUCGGGAAAACAAGACCGAAUACCUCGUGAAAUGGCAAGGCGAUCUAUGUACGAACAUACCACCAGUGAUGUGGGUCCUCGAAGAGGAGGUUCGUGCAGCGGCCGCGUUGGACAAGCUCUGA